GUACUUUUCUGUGCUGACGACGCCCGCUUUCUCUGUUUAGUCGCUCCGUGAUAAAGCAAUAUAAACUGACCUUGUAUUACGUUAUCAUUAUCUAAGCGAAAGUACCUGUACGGGCCUUCCAUUUCAAGCAAUGGCUCGUGGAAUUUUAGCCGUAACUUUGAUGUUGACGGCAUUAUCAUAUGCUUCAGAUCAUCCGGCGUUGAUGAGCACUAAACACUUGAAGCAAUUUCAGUUCCUAAAGUAUGACAGAACAGAUUUACAUGAAAGACAUCUGAGAGCAAAGAGGUCUGCGGAUAGUAGGGUGGAAAGCCAUAAAACUGUGGAGUUAAAAUUCUCCGCUUACAAUAGGUAUUAUAUCCCAUUUCCUCGUCAAAAGAACACAAUAGAGUGCAUACUCUCUAUUGGAAAAUAUGAUGAUGAUCAUAUAUGUGUAUACAAAAUGUAUUGUUAUGGGAGCGGCUCUAAAUGCCCUGAUGCCGAGUUGAAACCAAACAGAACUGAAUGCAAUGAUAAUAGACAAAUCUGUUACCUUGGGGAAUGUUCUGGAUCCAUCUGUGAAGCAGCAGAUGUUAUGAUGGAAGAAUGUUUCUGCUCUGGUGAAGAGAAAACUCCUGAAGAAAAAUGCCAUCUUUGUUGCCAAGAACCAACAUAUUGGUGGGCAGUGGUGCUGAUGGGUGUUGGUUUGAUUAUUGUCAUGGGGCUUUUCAUCAAAAUAUGCAGUGUAGCAACGCCGAGCAGCAAUCCAAAGUUGCCACCUGCACGCACCCUAUCACGGAAAAAUCGUACCAACCAAACGCGUGCAAUGGAAUUGCAGUGAACAUCUAUUGCCGUAUACUACUUAAUAGGUUGUGGUGUUUUUCAAUUUGCAGUGUUCCCUAGUUGUCACACUGCGUGUUUGAAUAUCGUGUAAAAAGUGUAAUUUCAUCCAAUGUGGAGUGCCUGACAUAUACUUUAUUACAAUACCCUCAUGGUUUUAUUUUUGGAACUUUUUGUAGUUUUUAAACACAUUUUUCUCUACUAUCAUGGCACUUACCAUAUUGGCUCUAUUAGUAUGGCAUGCAUUUAAGUCAAUUACAGAACUCUGUCUGGGUAACAUAUUUUAAUAAUCCAGCAUACAAUAAAUUCAAUUCUAAUAGAGCAUUUACAGUAUUUGUUAAAUAAUUGAUUAGCGGGGUGUAUAUUGCCACUGCUGUUGAUAUCUGGGUGGUAAAUUGGGCUUGGAUAAAUUGGACAUACUUGUACAUUUUGAACAAAUAUUUGUAAUUUUUUAUAUGUAUACACUGUAUUAGGAACUGGUUAAAAAAAUUAAAAUAGAACUGGUAAUUGUACUUUUGAUAUAAACUUGGGUGCCUUUUUCUGUAAACCAGUUUAAAUUUAAUUUUUUUUAGAGAAAAGUGGGUAUGGAGCUUGCGCUUUCGAUAAUUUGAUAUGUGUGUCACCUUGAUUAAACCUACCUUUUCCAUGCUAUGAAUGGAAUUGUCCUUAUACAUGCCAGUGUCUGAUUUUGUUUUAGUGAAUUUUUGAUUUAUUUCUUUUUAGUGUUAAAUUAGUAUUUUAGGGAUGUUCAAGUUUAUUUAUUUCAUUUGACACAUUUGUAUAAUACACCUAUCCUACUUUGCAUACAAUUGAGCCCCCUAGCCAGCCUACUUGCAUUUCAGUGUGUCCCCUAGCCUACUUGUCAUUCUAGUAGGCCCUCUAACCUACUUGUCAUUCUAGUAAAGCCCCCUAGCCUACUUGUCAUUCCAGCCUACUAGCUUACUUUGAAUUCUGAUGAGCUCUCCUGCCUAUUUAUAGUCAACUAUAAAAGGUUCUGUGUUUCUCUUGAAAAAGAAAAAAUCAUGAAUAAUAUCAAUGCUAGUAAUUAUUUAAGAGUGAAUUGAAUUUAUAGAGCUGUAGAAGAAAAGACUAUAUUCAGAUUUCCAAACUGAAUGUUCGAGAGAGCCAAUUUAUGUGUUUUUUUAGAAAUUAGAGGUUUACACUCUGAAAUGAGAAAUUUUCCAAAUCUAGAACACGCUUAAGAAGCUCAAUUUGUGCAUGUCUUGUUAUAGGGUUUACCCUAUCGCAAUAUUAAAUGAGAAUGCUUUUAUUUUGUCUUUGUAGAUGACUCAAUACUGCAGUGUGUCAGUGUUAUUUGGUUCUCUUUGUGUGUGGGAAAGUGUUUUUUAGUUUCCAAUAGAACACAUCAGGUGCAUGUCAGUUGUUUAUUUGAUGUGUGGUUAUUAUGUGACAUAUUCAUUUUUACUGUUUGGUGUAGACUGUCGACAGUUCUUGGCCUAAUUUGUAUUUGAUUUAGUAUACUAAAAAAUUAAGCCUGAGGACUGUCGACAGUCUGUUUGGUGUUACGGUUAGGUAGCAUUGAUUUCAAAAUCUGCAGAAUUUUCAACAGUAUUUUCCAUCCUCAGAAUCCAAGUCAAUGCAAAGCUGCUUAAAAGCUUGUACCUGAUUGGCUACCCAACCAUAACACCCAACAUUUGGACCAAUUAGAGAGCAACUUGUUUGUUGCAGGAUCAUUUCAAAGUAUCAAAUUCUGCCUUGUAUAUAUAUGCUUCAACUGAACUGGAAAAAUCCUAGUCUUUGCAAUGCUGCAUCAAAUACCUUAGUUUGAAUAUUUAUUUUCAUAAGCCUAAAUGGCCUGGUACUUACACUAAACUUUUACAUAUUCCCACAACAAAUGUUCCAUUAUAAGUAAUCUUAUCUAACACAUCACCUGCUCCACAGGUAUAUAAAUAAAUGGUAGAUAAUGUCGGCAGACCAUCUGUAAAUUUAUUGACGAGACAUGAUGCAAGUCUUUUGUUUUAUGAAGAUUUCAGUUUUACUUUCAAACGUAAUCUGUUGAUGUAAAAAUUAUUAAAUCUGCAUUGCAUGUACAUGUUAAAGUUAAUAUUUUCUAGUUAUUUUCUUCAUCAUUGUCAUUGGGCAUAUUUGAUUACUGAGGAUUUCAUACAAAUUUAUUUAAAUGAGUUGUUUGUUUUUCUCCCACAUUUUACCAGUAUGUUGUGAAAGUCGCUGUUGGCACCGGUCAAAGAAUGUCCAUUUCUGUUUUUUCUAAUUAGGAAUAGAUACUUUCUUUUAAUACUAAAUUUUUGGCAAGAGAAUCAUAUUCAGAAUUAUUUUGUGCGGGUGCAGGAUUAUUUAGAUGUGUGUGUCAUAUCUAAAGUAGAUGAUAUUUUCCAUCUGGCCAAUCAGACUUAUUUGUUUUGGUCAGAUGACAAAAUCUCAGAUCAUCUCUGAAAACAUGGAAUAAGUUCAUUGUAUAAUAGGUUAAGUUUGCUUUUUGUUAUUUAUCAAUAUUAGUACAGUCGUAUAUGGGCUGCAUGAACUGAUUGGGUUACAUUGUCAAAUUUGUCUCCCCAAAAACUUGCGUAAUCUUUUCUUGAGUUUCUUGUACAACUACUACAUGUGUGUAACUAGGGGUGAGGGGUGCAUAUUUGGUUUUUCACAUAUUGAUACUUAUUAUACAAUGAAUACCCACAAUUAUAUGCAACCAUAAAUGUUUGAAGAAUUGAGUUAGAAUAAGGAUUAACCAAGAUUGGCUAAUACACUGAAUAAAGGUAGUUUCUUGAGACAAGUUUUAGUCUUGUUUGUACUAAAAACAAAUGCGACACAUUAUUCAAUUCACUAUUUUCACAACUUUGUUGAAAUUUGAACAUUAUGACACAAUUCUCUAACUUUGAUUGGGAAUUUAGUGAUUUAAUGUUUUAAGACUGGGUUUUCAGUAAGUGAUAAAUGUUAUUUAUAAAUAUUGAGUUCUAUUGAUGAACAGACAAAAAAGUCUAUCUCCCUGUAAUUUGUAGCUCUCUGUAAUUCUGAAAUUUCAAUAAAACAAGCUUUUUCAAAAAA
This is a messenger RNA of Saccoglossus kowalevskii, 3840 nucleotides long. It is a transcript of the gene Adam10, whose product is annotated as ADAM metallopeptidase domain 10. Gene Ontology annotation, biological process: membrane protein ectodomain proteolysis; Notch signaling pathway. The record is from RefSeq and is marked provisional. Gene Ontology annotation, cellular component: plasma membrane. Gene Ontology annotation, molecular function: metalloendopeptidase activity. Lineage: Eukaryota; Metazoa; Hemichordata; Enteropneusta; Harrimaniidae.